Colletotrichum higginsianum IMI 349063 is the source of this 1143-nucleotide messenger RNA. Its product is annotated as C6 zinc finger protein. Lineage: Eukaryota; Fungi; Ascomycota; Sordariomycetes; Glomerellales; Glomerellaceae. The record is from RefSeq and is a predicted model, not a curated record. Gene Ontology annotation, molecular function: DNA-binding transcription factor activity, RNA polymerase II-specific. The transcript has a single exon. Gene Ontology annotation, biological process: regulation of transcription by RNA polymerase II. The coding region runs from base 1 to 1143 and encodes 380 amino acids.
AUGACUUGCGACUAUCCAGCUUCCGCCGAGGGGACAAGAACACCGCGAGAUCCCGAAGAAAUCGACGCUCCCAGGAAACGGAGAAGACAGCUCGCCGUCACGGACUUGCCCACCCCGACCGCCUCCGAGUCAGAAGCAGGACCGAGCCCCCUCCCACCGGUCGGCGAUGUCGAGUGCAGCAAACAUGUCCCGUACAUUCUCGACACCCAGAGCCUCGAGCUCCUCCAUUACUACAUGUGCCACACGUCGACGACGCUUGGAGACGCACAGGUCUUUCGGGACGUGGUCCCUGCCCUCGGCUUCAAGCAUGACUGCGUUCUGCGCAUGAUCCUAUCCAUCACGGCCCGGCAUCUCACGCGAAUCCGGCCCGAUCAGGCCCCGUACUAUCACAGCCUGGCAGACGAUCACGCCGCCGCGGCGUUCCCGGAGGUCACCGCCAUGCUGACGCAGGUCGACGAGGACAACUCGCAGGCGCUCUACUACGCCACAGUACUCAUAUGCUUGUCUUCGCUUGCUAGGGAGCCGAGUCCUGGGAACCUACUCGUCGUCGCGGAGGAUGGGGAGGUCCCGUGGUGGGCGCUCAUGCGGGGGGUCCGGAUCGUCCUCGAUGUCGUCGGCAUCAACAGAAUAAUGGCAGACACUUACAAGGCCUUGCUCGCCGGGACGUCCGUCUGGGAGGCCCGCGCCUUUCCUCCCACUGUCGCGGAAGCGGAGGAGCUGCAAUGGGAGCGAGCCCUGGCCGAGGUGGCAAGUCUCGUCGCCGACAUGUUCGCCCCGGACGAAAGACCCCACAACGCCGCUCUCGGGCACUUGCGAGAGCGUUAUGAGUUUGUCUUUGGGGGGAGCUCGGGUGAGCCCUUGGCCGAAGAUGGGAAAACGUUCACUACCAUCUUUGCCUGGCUCUUUUUGAUUGAAGAGGACUUCGUGUCCUCGCUGGAGACCGGGCACCCCGCCGCUCUGCUUCUCCUGGCAUAUUAUGGCGUCCUGCUGCGCAAGAUCGAGCACCACUGGUUCAUGGCUGGCUGGCCGCUUCAGAUCGUGACUGGAGUUUCUAGAUUGCUAGACUCGCAAUACGUGAAUCUGCUCCAAUGGCCAAUGGAGCAGGUCGGUCUCGCUCGGGUCGCAGACGAGCCGCAGCUGUGA